ACCGCCAUUAAAACAUGAACAAGAAGAAGAGCAGUCGCUCCCUAGCCUGUUUGAAGACGAGUCCUGCAUAAUACGAAUGUUGGCUGAGGAAGCCCUUUAUGAAGUUUGUUUUAAUUUUAUAAAGUUAUGUAUUUAGCUCAUUGCCGGUGCUACGUGAAAAACAAUCAUAGGUUAGACGGAAUCCAGCAUCGCUUUAGAAGUUGACAAGUUUCCGAGAACUGUGUUAACAACGGUUGUCAGCUGACUUCAGCAUGGCCCAACAAGCUGCUGCUUUGCAGACCUACAACAAUGAACUCGUCAAGUGUUUUGAUGACCUGUGCUCCAAACGGGAAGAGUUGAGCCUUCAGAUCAAGUUGGAGGAAGACGAAAAGGAACGACUCCAGUACGAGAUUAGCAGCCUCUCGGAGAAGCUGAGCAGAGUUAAUGAAAGCCUGGCACAAAAAACGGCUGCACACAACACCAUAGACCGCACCAUCGCAGAGACUGAGGCUGCUUACACUAAGAUCUUGGAGAGUUCGCAGUCUUUACUGAGUGUCCUAAAGCAGCAGGCAGGAAACUUCAGUAAAACUUUAGAGCAACGGCGAAAAGAGCACUGAUUUGCAGAGUGGUUCAUGAAAGACUGCACAAGGAACCGUUUCAGCAUUUUGGAUUUAUUUGAAUUUUUUUGUACCAAUAAAUAUCGAAUUCUACUGUA
This is a messenger RNA of Syngnathus typhle (broad-nosed pipefish), 694 nucleotides long. RefSeq names its product microtubule nucleation factor SSNA1-like. The record is from RefSeq and is a predicted model, not a curated record. Gene Ontology annotation, cellular component: centrosome; ciliary basal body. Lineage: Eukaryota; Metazoa; Chordata; Actinopteri; Syngnathiformes; Syngnathidae. The coding region runs from base 252 to 596 and encodes 114 amino acids. The transcript is spliced from 3 exons.